Molecule: messenger RNA, 1589 nt
Organism: Colossoma macropomum (tambaqui)
Lineage: Eukaryota; Metazoa; Chordata; Actinopteri; Characiformes; Serrasalmidae
Molecular function (GO): RNA endonuclease activity
Source: RefSeq, a predicted model, not a curated record
GGGCGGCUCCGGAGAGUGUUGUUACAGUUAUAGGUGAAAUUUACAUGUUAUCAUCCUCUCACACAGAGCUGAUCGAGUCGUAAGGAGAACAGUCUGUAAAGAGCGCUCAGGGAGGAGGAGGAACCUGUGAGAAUGGCUAAAGGUCCUGGUGUUGAUCAGGAACUCUCAGAAGUCCUGAAUGAGUUGUGGAAGCUGGAUGUCAACCGCCUGAAGCCUGGCAGAGAUUAUACUAUCAAUCUGCAGGGCAAAGCUGAUUAUGUGGCCCAGGGCAGUAAUAAUGCACGAGACAAGGCAAACGCUCCUCUGUUCUCUUAUGUCAAUGAGGACAAGCUCAAAAGUAUUGCCACUUAUGCUCGCUUCAUAAACCUCUUGGACAACUAUGAGAUGUCCACAGGUGUGGCUGAGAAGGUGACAAGUGAGGAGCUGGAGGAGAAUGACCUCUUCCUUGAUGCUAUUCUAAAGACAGAGGUCAUGAAGCAUACCCACAAGUAUUUAGUCAGUAAAGGCAAAGCCAAUUCUGACACUGCCCAGUUUAAAAAGCAGCUCUUUGACAUCUGGUUCAAGCUCUAUAACAGAGACAGAAGUGGGGGUGAAGACUCGUGCGGAUUUGAGCAUGUGUUUGUUGGUGAGACCAAAUACGGUAAAGAGAUCAUGGGCCUUCAUAACUGGGUCCAGUUUUACCUGCAGGAGAAGCUGAAAUUUGUGGACUACAAGGGCUUCAAGGGUGGAGAGAAAGACAAGCCAACUGUGGAUGACCAGGUUGUGAACCUGCAGUUCAGCUGGAAGGGUUUGGUGAAGCCGCUGGGCAGCUCCUUCAUCGGUGUCAGCCCUGAGUUUGAGGUGGCACUCUUCACCAUCAUCUUCCUCAUGAAUAAUGAGCGUGUUACCAAGACUGUGGUGAAGGUGGACAAGUACUUGCUGGAGAUUGUGGUGUGCCGCCAUGGGCGUGCCAUUGGGACGUCCUAUCCCAAAAUGCUCAAAAACAAUAACAGGGAUCUAUAAAAGGUCAUAAUUACCACAAGUAGCCUUGGAGAAAACAAAGUUCCUCCAAGGAGCAUUCACAUUUUCAGAGCUUGUAUGUUAAUGGUACAUCCUAAAAGAUAGGGGACAGGAUUUUAAUGUUCAAAAAGCAAUAACAGGUCAAAACAUAUGAGAGUUACUGACAGGCAUUUUUUACACUGUAUCCUCUCAAAUGCACAUCUCUAUUGUUCUCUUGUUACACCUGACAAAUAUGAAGUAAACAAAACAUGCUUAAAAUAUAACACUUUUACAAAAAUGAAGUGUUGACUUCAGUACUUUGUAAGCCAAUGUUUAAACAAUUGGCGAAAGUAUCUAAACAUUUAAAUUACUGUACAUUACUCUUUUUAGAGAAAAAUAUCAAUGAGCCAUUAUUGCAUGUGUUUUUUGUUGAUGGUACAGUUGAACAUAAGGUAAACUAUUCAGUAUUUCUUGAAGGAUGCCUUUAGUUCCAAAAAGUAGUGCUGCUAUUGGGUAGUUACAUUUAGUGGAAACACACCACAGUUUUUGCUUUCAGAAUGUUGUCAUCCAUGUUUUAUUUGUGGAAAAAUAAACUGAAUUUAUAUCAGUAA